AUGAAUUCAGUGACGAAAAUCGGCACACUGAUCAUCGUGAUUUUAUCCUUUCUCUGUUUUGUGGAGGGUCUGAUCUGUAAUGUCUGUAAAAUGUCAAAAAAUUCACAAUGUUCAGAAACACCACAGAGAUGCCUUGCAAAACCUGGUGGAUCAUGCACUACCAUAUCAAUCUAUGAUGGACCAAAUCAUAAGGAAUCAAGGCAAAUGUGCUUGCCUCAUUGCAAGGAAAAACAGUAUAGAAAAGGAGAGAAGUUGAUUUAUGUAAUGUGCUGUGAAAAAAACUUGUGUAAUAGCUUCUAG
Mus caroli (Ryukyu mouse) is the source of this 300-nucleotide messenger RNA. RefSeq names its product prostate and testis expressed 4 (gene Pate4). The record is from RefSeq and is a predicted model, not a curated record. Lineage: Eukaryota; Metazoa; Chordata; Mammalia; Rodentia; Muridae.